GUCCAAUCUAAAGUCACGCACUAUUUUUAGCCAUUGCAAAGGAAGCAGUCAACGGUCGACACUGCGCCUGCGCCACUGGUCAGCAGUACGUCCUGCUUCAACACACCGACAACUAAAGCCUAUAGCGUUAACUUGGGUAGUAAAUGCUUGUUGGUGUGCAGCGUUCGUAACUCCUGUAGGCAGCAUUGUAUUAACCGCUAACGUCGCGUUCUUUUUCGCGGUCGUUCGUCAAGGAGUCUGCGAGCUACAUCUAUAGGGUAACUAGUAAAUCCUAUAACUUUGCUUUCGUGAUUUUGUGACAACUAAGGAACCUGUGCACGUAUCGGAUCCAUUAAAUUUCUCACUAGAAAGCCCGCAAUGAUGGAUUUUAUUAAGAACGUUCUUUAUAUUUUAACGUACCCGCUCUGGUACAUCUUGGCAUUAAUGAUCGGGAAAAAGGAAAAGCCGUCAGCCAUCGAGGGAUGCAAGGAAGAUUUCACUGGCAAUGAUGUUAAAUUGGCUCCUUUGGACAAAUUCGACCCUGUGGAGUGGGAGCGAACUGCAAAAGGCAUUCAUGAGCACAUAAACAAGCGAGCGGUGGAAAACGCCGAGCAAGUCCGUGCUGAAACUUUAAAGACAGAUGAAGAUGAAGGAGAGUCCGAAGAAUUCGACGAUGACUCGAUCGAAAAUCUAGAGACAGACGAGGAGCUCGUCCUGUCAGAUUCCGUUAAGAAGGCAACAGAAGAACUCCAAAAAGAAAUAGAGGAAACAAUGAAGCUUAGGGAUCAAUUGAGAGAGGCUGUUGAAAAGAAUCAACGGCGUCUCGAAGAUACUGUUGGAGAAGCACAGAAGCCUACCAAGGAAAGGUCGACUGACGUUCAGGAUACGCUCCCAGGUGUAACUAAGAACAUAGUCGUUGAAGCCGCCCAGAGAACCCAAAAAGAAUUUGAUCGAAUAGCCAAAGUUACCGACGAUGCCGCUAAAAAGGUGUUUGCUGACACUCAGCAAGCUAAACACAAGGCUGCGGCAGGAAUACAAGGUGCCAUUGGAGAAGUUGACGCAGCCGCCCAACAUGUGGGAGAAUUGAUCAGCAAAACGAGCGAAGAAACGUUUAAGCGAGUUGAGGGUGGUGCUGGAGAAGCUACAAAUCUUCAAGACGAGCUAAACGAAGCAAUAAAAACGACUCAAAAAAAUGCUAAAGGAACCGAGGAAACAACAGUUGAAUUUUCGGAAAUCUUCGACAAAGAGACUCGUGAAAGAUUCCAAGCUCUUGAGCAGACUAUCCAGGAGGACGUUGACAGUCCCCUGAAGAAAUUCACCAAAAACUGAGUCUUGUGUAAAUUAUAGGAAUCGUAUUGUUGUAAUUUGAGUUAUUAAAUAAACGAGUACUUUCUGAAAUUCCUUAA
Messenger RNA from Varroa destructor (honeybee mite), 1385 nucleotides. RefSeq lists its product as uncharacterized. NCBI's taxonomy places the organism in Eukaryota, Metazoa, Arthropoda, Arachnida, Mesostigmata, Varroidae. The record is from RefSeq and is a predicted model, not a curated record.